This is a messenger RNA of Acanthosepion pharaonis, 864 nucleotides long. The record is from the annotation of a GenBank genome assembly. Lineage: Eukaryota; Metazoa; Mollusca; Cephalopoda; Sepiida; Sepiidae.
AUGAAUGAAGCAGACAUGAAAAGUUUCACUUAUCAAUCAAUCGUUCCUUCGUUCCUUUCUUUCUUUCUUUCUUUCUUUCUUUCUUCCUUCCAUUCUUCCUUCCCUCCUUCCAUUCUUCCUUCCUUUCUUCCUUCAUUCAUUUCAUUCUGCCUUCUUUUCUUUCUUCCUUUCUUCCUUUCUUUUUUCUAUUCUUCCUUCCUUUUUUCCUUUCUCCCUUGCUUCUUCCCUCCCUUCCUUUCUCCCUUUCUUCAUUCCGUCAUUCUUUCCUUUCUUUCUUCCUUCCUUUCUUCCUUCCCUCCAGUCUUCCGUCAUUCCAUCAUUCCUUCCUUUCUUCCUUUCUUCCUUCCUUCCUUCCUUUCUUCCCUCCUUCCUUCCUUCCUUUCUUCCUUCCUACCUUCCUUUUUAUUUCUUCCUUCCUUUCUUCCUUCCUACCUUCCUUCCUUUCUUCCUUCCUACCUUCCUUCCUUUCUUCCUUCCUGCCUUCCUUCCUUCCUUUCUCCCUUCCUUCUUCCCUCGCUUCCUUUCUCCCUUUCUUCCUUUCUUCCUGUCGUCAUUCUUUCUUUCUUUCUUUCUUUCUUUCUUUCUUUCUUUCUUUCUUCCUUUCUUUCUACCUUUCUUCCUUCCUUUCUUUCUUCCCUCCUUCCUUUCUUCCUUCCUUCCUACCUUCCUUUUUUAUUUCUUCCUUUCUUCCUCCUUCCUGCUUCCUUCCUUUCUCCCUUCCUUCUUCCCUCCCUUCCUUUCUCCCUUCCUUCCUUCCGUCAUCCUUUCCUUUCUUUCUUCUUUCCUUCCCUCCAGUCUUCUGUCAUUCCAUCCUUUCUUCCUUUCUUCCUCCCUUUUUUCCUUCUUUCUUUCCUUCCUUCCUAA